AUGGCGAACGGGUGGUCAGCAGAGAAAAUUUUUGGGGACGUGACGUCCUACACAUAUGAUGAUAUUAUAUGCCUUCCAAGGUACAUAGACUUUCCGUUAAGUGAAAUUGAUUUGUGUAGUAAUUUGACAGAAUAUAUUUCUCUUAAGACACCAAUUAUAUCAUCUCCAAUGGAUACAGUGACAGAACACAAGAUGUCGAUUUCUCUAGCUCUUUGUGGAGGUUUAGGAAUAAUACACAAUAACAUGAGCAUUGAGAAUCAAAUUGAAGAAGUUAAAAAAGUGAAACGGUUUGAAAACGGGUUCAUAUUUGAUCCGUAUACAUUUUCCCCUGAACACACAGUGGCAGAUGUAAUAGAAACGAAAAAUAAAGUUGGAUAUAAAUCAUAUCCUAUAACGGUAGAUGGAAAAGUGGGUUCUAAAUUAGUUGGGAUCAUUACAGGGGUCGAUUAUCUCUAUUUAACAGAUAAAAGUAAACAAAUAAAAGAUAUAAUGACAACAGAUGUAGUCACAGGAAAUUAUCCAAUAAAUUUGUCAGAUGCAAACAAAGUACUAUGUGAAGAAAAAAAAAGUGUUCUUCCUAUUGUUAAUAAUAACUAUGAAUUAAUAGCUCUUGUAUGUAGAAAUGACAUGCAUAAAAAUAAAAUAUUUCCACAUGCAUCUAAAAGUCAAAAUAAGCAGCUAAUUGUAGGUGCAUCAAUUUCAACUAGAGAACAUGAUUUAGAAAGAGCUAAUCAACUAAUUAAAAACAUGAUAGAUGUUAUCUGCAUCGAUUCUUCACAAGGGAAUAGUAUAUACCAAAUUGAAACCAUUAAAAAAAUUAAAGAAGCACAUCCACACUUACCAAUUAUUGGUGGAAAUGUUGUUACUUGUGAUCAAGCCAAAAAUUUAAUUGAUGCAGGUGCAGAUGUACUUCGGAUUGGAAUGGGAAGUGGUUCUAUUUGCACUACCCAAGAUGUAUGUGCUGUAGGAAGGGCUCAAGGGACAGCUGUCUAUCAUGUAAGUAAUUAUGCACAUACAAGAAAUAUUAAAACUAUAGCUGAUGGAGGAAUAAAAAAUUCAGGCAAUAUUGUCAAAGCAUUGUCCUUAGGUGCUGACUUUGUUAUGCUAGGAAAUUUAUUAGCUGCCACAGAAGAAAGUUGUAGUGAUUAUUAUUUUGAAAAUAAUGUUCGUUUAAAAAUUUAUCGAGGAAUGGGUAGUAUGGAAGCUAUGUAUAACAAAGGGUUUAAUUCUAAGGGACGUUAUCUGGUAGAAGAAAGAAAAAAUGAAGGAAAUUGUGAUCACAAUGAAGAAAUAAAAGUAUCUCAAGGGGUUUCAGCUAGCUUAGUCGACAAAGGAUCUGUUUUUAAUUUGAUUCCACAUUUAGUAAAAGCUGUUAAGCAUGGAUUUCAAAGUAUGGGGAUUAGAAACAUACCCGAACUUCACUCCAACCUAUAUACUGGAGAACUCAAGUUUGAUGUAAGAUCCUUUAACACUAUCAAGGAGGGAAGAAUAAGUGAUAACCUCAUAUUCACUAAUAAAAAAUUUACCCCAUGA
This is a messenger RNA of Plasmodium gonderi, 1533 nucleotides long. Its product is annotated as inosine-5'-monophosphate dehydrogenase. The record is from RefSeq and is a predicted model, not a curated record. Bases 1 to 1533 code for a protein of 510 amino acids. The transcript has a single exon. Lineage: Eukaryota; Apicomplexa; Aconoidasida; Haemosporida; Plasmodiidae. Gene Ontology annotation, molecular function: IMP dehydrogenase activity. Gene Ontology annotation, cellular component: cytoplasm. Gene Ontology annotation, biological process: GTP biosynthetic process.